AUGGAGGUGACGGGGGAACCGCUGCGGCACCCACUGGCGCAGAAGUUCCUCGCCGCCCUGGAGCACAGCCGGAAGGACGGCUACGUGGUGACGCAGCCUGCCGGCCUGACCAUGCCCAGGGGGUUCCUCGCAGACGCCGGCCGCAUCCUCGACUUCCCCGUGAGGCCGGACGACGUCUGGGUGGUCAGCUUUCCCAAGUCAGGGACGACUUGGACGCAGGAGAUGGUGUGGCUGCUGAUGAACGACCUGGACUUCAGAACAGCCAGGCAGGUCUGCCUCCCGGAGAGGUCCCCGUUCCUCGAGUAUUCAGCCCUGGUGCCGGAGGAAGGCAAGGCCGGCAUCGCGGACACCAUAGAGCUGGCCCAGAGGAUGACAUCACCACGACUCAUUAAGAGCCACCUGCCUCCAGCGCUCCUGCCGAAGCAGCUUUGGACCAUCAAGCCAAAGGUUAUAUACGUCGCCCGGAAUCCAAAAGAUGCUGCGACCUCCUUUUAUUACCACAUUCGGCUGAUGUACGAUCUGAAACUUCCGCUCGAAGAAUAUUACGACGCGUUUCUUGCCAAUGUUGUUUACUACACACCAUAUUGGACCAAUGUCCUCGAGUUCUGGAAAAUCCGGCAUGAGUCAAAUAUAUUGUGGAACACUUACGAAGAAAUGAAAAAGGAUCUUCGUGCAGUGAUACGGAAGACGGCAACCUUUCUGGGCCGGAUCGUAACGGACGAGGAAGUGGAGCGACUGGAAGAGCACCUCAGCUUCAGCAGCAUGCGCCAGAACCCGGCCACCAACUAUGACGGCCUGGUGCAGAGGCUGCGCUCCACCACAGGCCUGCCGCCGGUGCCCCAGGACCUGGCGUUCAUGCGCGAGGGCGAGGUGGGCGCCUCCAGACAGCGUAUGUCCCCGGAGAUGGACCGCCGCUUUGACCGGUGGAUACAGGACAAUAUACGGGGCACAGGAUAUGAUGGUCCCAUCUGA
Molecule: messenger RNA, 972 nt
Organism: Schistocerca piceifrons (Central American locust)
Lineage: Eukaryota; Metazoa; Arthropoda; Insecta; Orthoptera; Acrididae
Product: luciferin sulfotransferase-like
Exons: 6
Coding region: 1-972 (323 amino acids)
Biological process (GO): sulfation
Cellular component (GO): cytoplasm
Molecular function (GO): sulfotransferase activity
Source: RefSeq, a predicted model, not a curated record